Messenger RNA from Amphiprion ocellaris (clown anemonefish), 4797 nucleotides. It is a transcript of the gene igsf8, whose product is annotated as immunoglobulin superfamily, member 8. The coding region runs from base 283 to 2208 and encodes 641 amino acids. Lineage: Eukaryota; Metazoa; Chordata; Actinopteri; Pomacentridae. The record is from RefSeq and is a predicted model, not a curated record. The transcript is spliced from 8 exons.
CACGCACACACACACACACACCCCAACCCCCUGUGAUUGUGCGGCCGCUCCACGGUUUGCACCGGACAAACGGCGUGUUUCUCGAGGCGUUAUGCUCUAAAUAAAAAAACAAACCGACAUAUUCUGGAGCAGCGGACGCGCCGAUGGAGACGCGUCGGUGCAUGAAGAAGACGCAGUUGGCCUCUCCGCGGCGUUUCGAACUAUGAUCGGCGGUAAACAGGCAGAGGAACACGGAGAGAGAAAUCUGACUCAACAUAAUCCAUCUGGACAUCAGGGGGAGAGAUGAGGACCAUGAUGGCUUCGAUGAAAGCAGCAUUAUUCGUGUUUUUGCACGGGGUGCUCCAGUAUGCUCUGUGCCGCGACGUAACCCUUCCCACUGGACCCCUAUUCCGUGUGGCCGGAUUCCCCCUCUCCCUUCCCUGCAGUGUAUCAGGAUACGAAGGCCCACGCACGCAGGACUUUGAGUGGUUCCUGUACAGGGAUGACGCUGGUGGAAGACAGAUGGGAGUGGUGUCCACCAGAGACAAGGGCUUCCCAUACGCCCCGUUCCAGGCCCGGGUGAGGAAUGGGGAGGUGAGAGUGGAGAGAGACUCAGGAGACAAGGUCAGACUAAUGAUCCAGAGGCUCCGGGGUGAAGACCAGGGAAAGUAUGAGUGCUACACACCCAGCACGGACAGCACCUACCAGGGGAACUACAGCGAGACGGUCAUUGUCAAAGUGAUCCCUGACACGCUCCAGAUCAGCUACUCCCGCGCCCUCACCGGCCAGCCCAUGCCAGAGGGGGCUGAACUGACUCUGACCUGCUCCGCUAGCAUCCAAUCGGAGCAGCUCACCCAUCUGUCCAUCACGUUUGGGAAGCGUGGCGGUGGAGACGGGUCGGCGAGCGGAGCAGGAGGGGAAGUCAGCACCGUUAGAGAGAUUAUCUCCAUCGACAAGCUGCUGGGGGUCGUCCCCGGACGUUUCUACAAGAAGCGCUACGAUGAUGGAGAGAUCACGCUGGAGAAGAGGAACGGAGAGGGCGGGCAGGGUGUGUACGUGAUGAGGAUGAGGGCGGUGCAGCCGGACGACACCGGCUCCUACUUCUGCGAGGCCUCUCAGUGGAUUCUGGAUCCUGAUCGAUCGUGGCAGAAGAUUGCACAGAGGACGCUGGAUAUUGGCAACCUGACUGUUCAGCAGCUAGCCGAGUCUCUGAGUGUAGCAUCUUCGCCCAAAGGUGAGGUGACCCUGCAGGUUGGUUCUCCUCUCAUCCUGACCUGUGAGGUGCUCGGGCUGCCGUCUGAAGUGAAGUCAGGCCUGCUGGUUCAGUGGAUGAAAAGGGGAUCUGUCAGCAGCGAUGUAGUGGGGAGCGGAGGAGUGGAGGUGCAGGAAUUCUCCUUGGUCGAGGUUGCCCGGAUGAGCCCAGAUGGCAUCGUGAGCUGGGGCGACGACCUCAGCAGAGCGAGCGGAGGGUCGAUGGAGAAGGUGGCCGAGGGGAGGUACUCUCUGAAGCUCUUCUCAGCCCGGCCCUCUGACUCAGGGCUGUAUCGGUGCGUGGUGAGCGUGUAUGCUGGACGGAGAAAUCCUGGCCUGUCCAUGCCUGCAACACUCACCCAGAAGUCCGAGGGAGUCACUGUCAACCUGAAGACCAAAGAUGUUUUGGUUUCUGCUGUGGCUCAGCUCCCUCCUGGUCCUCUGCUGAAAAGAGGCAGCACCGUCACCUUAAUCUGCAACGCCACCAUGACGACCACAGGCCCCGCCCAGGCUCAGGUGGACUUCCUGCGGUGGCCAAUCCCUGAACAGGUUGUCAAGAAGGCGUCUGAUGUCGCUCCACUCGACCCACCUGUUGUAGUAGAACGUACACUGAUAGCCACUCUGAAGUACAACGGCAUAGUAAACAUCUACACCAAUGGCAACAAGAUCAGCAUCGACCGCCUGUCAGCUGUCACCUACAGACUGAGGGUCCACACGGCUACCAUGGAGGACCAGGGCAUGUACGCAUGCAGAGCUGAGGCGUGGGGGCAGGACCCACAUGGAGGCUGGUACAACACAGGGGCCAAAGCAGAGUCCAAUGCAGUGACUGUUUACCUGUAUGCCAGAGCCGCUGAUCUGCUCCUCAUCCCUCUGGUGAUCGGAGUCUCGUCCGCCUUGUUUGUCGGCAUUGUCAUCAUCGCCACGGUGACCUGCUGCUUCAUGAAGCGGCUGGCGAGGCAGCGUGCUCACCAGAAGUAAACGUCCGCUGUGGCCUGCUGUCUGGAAUCCGAUUGUUCAUGAAGUGGCACGAAGAGGUGAUGCACACAUCAUAAUGGAUAAAACAUGGCCCACAAAAUAACUUCACAAAAUGAAGUAUAAGAUGACUCUGUCACCUUGAUAGUUGAUUGUCUGUGUUUUGACCUUCCCGUUUAACGAUCAAUGCCAAAAAAAAGUCGGUUUUGUAUUCUCGUAUUUUUAUAUCCAAACCUCCUUUGGACACAGCAUAUUUUUGUGAUUGCUGCAUUGUGCACCAAUAGACAUAGUCGCAUGGAUUUUUGAGGCCACCAUCCCGCCGUUCCUCUCCACGCUUUAAGUGGGAAAAGACGCUUUCUUUGGUUCCUGUUUCCAUCUUAGUCUAAACCACAUUUUUAGUGAACUCUUUCUCCCAGCUUAUUAUCGUUUCAACUGAAAAGGGGUCAGAAUCCACAGACAAACACGGUUAAAGUAAAGAGGGCACUGCAGGUUUGUGUUAGGUCUCCUAAAUAUGAGGAAUCUGAUCGUAAAAGUGUUGUUUCUAAAGAACCCACUGCCCUCUGAGAAGUCAUGGCUUGAUUUUUACAAUGUGAUGCUACAAAGACGGUUUAUAUGAUGCUGGAUAUGUAGGUCAUCCUGCUUCGACUAAUGGUGCAAGUUUCCCACAAACAAAGAACAUUCUGUGUUUUUACAAGUUGUUGAUAGUGUUCCUUCCUCAGACUGCAUGUUUUUUUUCCCUUUAUAAUACAAAAACCAACUAUGUCUAAAUGUACGUGCAUGGUUAAGGCACUGCCACUGACAGUCACAUGAAUGCUGAUGGGAGCAGUUCAGCCUCCAGAAACUUACUAUGAGCAGGGACGUUCCACCGCCUGCAGUCCAGCACCGCUCUGCAUGUAAACAAUGUCUCAGUCUGUUACUUAAUAAGGAAGCCGCUGGCAGGGGACUUUCUGAUACAGACCAAUCGAGUACGAUUCCCAAUUUCAAUGCAUUCCUCGCCUGUGAUGCUUCAGGCUGUAGAGUUUUCUAUACAGAUUUAUAGAUUUGACAGAGAAAGUGGAAGAGAAACCCAAUAUGCACUGAGGUGAAAUAUGUAAAUACUCUAUGGAGUUUAGCUGUUUAUUUUCUUAAUGUAGAUACAAGUGUGCUGUAGCACCGUGUUUCUUUGGCGAUCACCUGUGUUUAACAUUCUGCAGCAGUCUGUUCUGCUCUUCUGAAGCACUUGGACAAAAAAACGGGACUGAGACCAAAGCCCCUUGGUAUCCUUUUACUUGAUUUUCUUCCAGCUGAAAAGUCAUUUCUUUGCUUUUUUUCUUUCUUAUUUUGUGGGGAUUUAUCGUUGCUAAGCUCUUGUCGAGUGACUGUGAUAGAAAAAAACAGUACUGUGAAAAAGAAAUUCCCUGUUUGUUACACUGCCUAACAGGAAAGCUGUUGUGUUGUUUCAUGCCGUUCAGGAUUCUUGUCCCCGAGGUGAGAAUUUCCUGAGGAGUGCAGUCAUUUGACCAGACAGUUUAGUGGAGCCUCGCUAUCGUCGUCGUCGUCAUCAUAGUUAUCAUGUGGUUUCAGGCCACACAUUUCUGCUGCCAAGACUUAUUAUGUCUAUAGCUCCCACUGCUGGCCCGCAGCAAUCUGUUGGACAGAUUUACUGUGUCUGCGCACUUAAAAUGGGUGAAAUCCAUCCUCCUCUUCCUGUUGAAAGCAACACUUAAGAAAAGUUUGGUCGUGCAAGCGGGCCCACAUUGUGCGAUCAUUUCAGGUUUGAUACAUGUUCGCAGAAAGCAGGAGGAAGGCAAAAUUUGUCGUUAUCCCGCUCGUCACUCUCUCAUUGAAGCGAUCUCAGCUCACUUUUCGGACUCGUCUAAAUUUGUUUGCACUGAGCUGUACUUUACUGUCUCAGUUUAUCUUUACUCUCUGCCUGUCUGUGUUGGAGUCGCUCCAAAGCUCCUCCCUAACCUGUGCUCCCUAAACCCUGAUUAUAAAUGUUGUUCAUGAACAUUAGGGAAUAAAAUCACAGCUCUGCUUGCUUCCCGAGCCACUUUGUUCCAGAUCAACUACUCAAAGCUGAUUUAUUCCCCCACAUACCCACCUACCGCACGAUUACGCUCGUGCACACAUACAUGGAUGCAAGCAGCAGCAGCAGCAGCAGCAGCAGCAGCAGUAGGACGGUGCUGGCUGGUGUUUUACAUGGAAGUGAAUAUCUGCGUGUUCAUCUCUAAUCCCUGUUUAUGGCUGCAGUGUGUCCUGCUGCCCUUCCCCCACCCCCCUGUGUGUUACAGCAGAAAUGUGGCUCACACUCGAUUCAUUUCAAUCUCUUUUCCCAGAGAAUUACUGCCAGCUGUAGACAGUGUUGCACAUAGUGUGCAGAGUAUGAGAACUGCUGUCGAAGUCGUGUUUUUGUUGAAGAUGUAUUAAACCCUUUCAUGGAGGCGUUACGUUCUGUUUGGAUUGUUCACUCAUGCUUUAAUACCACUGUUCCCGAAUGCAUCUUACUGCCAUGUGAAACAUAAAGACAGGUUAUUGCUCAGUUUGUUUCUUACGGUGCUUUGGCAAACCUGCCAGUUGAUAAAACCAAUAAACCACUCUGGAUUUCUAAUGUCA